GGCGGGAGCGGCGAGCAGCGGCCACGCGGGGCCGGCCGGCAGACUGCAGUCCUCCAGUAUCAACCCCUACCAUGGAUGUGGAUGCUCUGCAGAAACUUAUUCAUUUGCUCCAGGCCACAGAUGAUCCAUUAAUUCAAGAGCAAGCUUUAAUCACUCUCAGCAACAGUGCUGCCUUCUCUGUAAAUCAAGAUAUAAUCCGAAAUUUGGAUGGUCUUUCUGUUAUUGGAGGGAUGCUCUCCAACUGCACUCCCAAAGUUAAAGAAAAAGCACUAAAUGCACUUAAUAAUUUGAGUAUGAAUAUUAAAAAUCAGGAAGAGAUACAGGUAUUUAUUACACAAGUUUGUAGGACUGUUGAGUCAGCUCCUCUGAACUCUGAUGUGCAGCUAGCUGGACUCAGGCUGUUAACAAAUAUGUCUGUUACCAAUGACUAUCACCAAAAGAUGAUAAACUCAAUUCCAUGCUUUCUUCAUUUGCUUUCAGAAGGAACUGAAAGGACACAGAUUCAAGUUUUGAAAGUACUUGUGAACUUAUCUGCAAACCCAGCCAUGACAAGACAUCUUCUCAGAGCUCAAGUGCCAUCAUUGGUGUUACUUUUUGACAACUGUAUAAACAGAGAUAUUCUGGUUCGAGCCCUGGCAUUUGCAGCAAACUUGAAAAAGAACAUGAAUGAUGAUGAAGGCACCAUGAUUGAGGAAUACAGUGAAAACUCAAUUUUCUUCACAGUCUGCAGGGACUCUGCCCCAUUCACUCAGAGACUGGCAUCUUUGCUGCAUCACCCUGACACAGAAGUGAAAGAACAAGUUGUGAGAAUAUUAACACAAUAGUGUUCUUUUCUUAAAACAGACUGACCUUAUGAAAAUAUCUAAUCUUGGCAAUGCUACGCUAAAAAGCCUGCAACAAGUAAACAAUACAACAAUGAUGGAGGGGAAAAAAAAAACCUAAAUACUGUCAUUUUAAUAGGCACAUAUUAGUUACUACAAAAGAGAAUGCAGUGUACUUAAUACAGAGAGCAUAACAGAUAUUUUU
Molecule: messenger RNA, 1026 nt
Organism: Catharus ustulatus (Swainson's thrush)
Lineage: Eukaryota; Metazoa; Chordata; Aves; Passeriformes; Turdidae
Gene: ARMC10
Product: armadillo repeat containing 10
Exons: 6
Coding region: 72-824 (250 amino acids)
Cellular component (GO): mitochondrion
Source: RefSeq, a predicted model, not a curated record